Coregonus sp. 'balchen' is the source of this 8110-nucleotide messenger RNA. Lineage: Eukaryota; Metazoa; Chordata; Actinopteri; Salmoniformes; Salmonidae. The record is from the annotation of a GenBank genome assembly.
AUGAAUCGACUUGUGGUUAUCGAUGCGGCUAUAUUUGUCUUCACUGCAAUCAGUGCUGCAGGCGGUUGUAAGUGAUUAUUUUAUUAUUUUGUUGGCCUGUGACUGUCUUCUACUAUUAAUUUUGUGACUCUUUGCAUAACUUUUCCCCUUCUUAUCAGCGUGGUGUUACCAUGAUUCUAGUUGUGGUAAGUAUUGGUUUUACCCCCCUGGUUACAGUGUAAUUUUUAUUCACAAAUUGGACGUGAAGCAUUUGCUUUGAAAUUAUUGUGAUGGCGGUGGAUAACAGACUAUAGAAUUAAUGUGUUAGCAUAUAAUAUGACCCUUAUAAAAUUAUGGUACAUUGACACCAUGGUAUGAUUGAUUAUAUGUUAAGAUGACACCACUUGGCCCACCAUUGCCUCUGGUAAUUGCAACGGAUCCCGACAGUCUCCCAUCAACAUCGUCUCCGCAUCGGCACGGGGCGAUGCAACCCUGACUACUUUCACCUUCACCAAAUACGGAGACAUCACUACGAUGAAGAAUAUCAAGAACACUGGCAGAACCGGUGAGGAGAAUGGAUGGAUGCCUUGCCUUUUCAAUCCAUACACACAAAGUCCCCACUUGAGGAAAAUAUACAGUGCAUUCGGAAAGUAUUCAGACCCCUUGACUUGUUCCACAUUUUGUAAUGUUACAGCUUUAUUCUGAAAUGAUUGAAAUUGUUUUUUCCCCUCAUCAAUCUACACACAAUAUCCCAUAAUGACAAAGCAAAAACAGGUUUGUGUACAUUUUUGCAGAUUUAUAUAAACAAAUAUAUGGAAAUAUCACUUUUACAUAAGUAUUCAGACCCUUUACUCAGUACUUUGUUGAAGCACAUUUUGGCAGUGAUUAAAGCCUCGAGUCUUCUUGGGUAGAAUGCUACAAGCUUGGCACACCUGUAUUUAGGGAGUUUCUCCCAUUCUUCUCUACAGUUACUCUCAAAAUCUGUCAGGUUGGAUUGGGAGCGUUGCUGCACAGCUACUUUCAGGUCUCUCCAGAGAUGUUUGAUUGGGUCAAGUCCGGGCUCUGGCUGUGCAACUCAAGGACAUUCAGAGACUUGUCCCGAAUCCACUCCUGUGUUGUCUUGACUGUGUGCUUAGGGUCGUUGUCCUGAUGGAAGGUGAACCUUCGCCCCCAGUCUGACUUCCUGAGCGCUCUGGAGCAGGUUUUCAUCAAGGAUCUCUCUGUACUUUGCUCCGUUCAUCUUUCCCUCGAUCCUGACUAGUCUCCCAGUCCCUGCCGCUGAAAAACAUCCCACAGCAUGAUGCUGCCACCACCAUGCUUCACCGUAGGGAUGGUGCCAGGUUUCCUCUGGAUGUUACGCUUGGCAUUCAGGCCAAAGAGUUCAAUCUUGGUUUCAUCAGACCAGAGAAUCUUGUUUCUCAUGGUCUGACAGUCCUUUAGGUGCCUUUUGGCAAACUCCAAGCGCUGCCAUGUGCCUUUUACUGAGGAGUGGCCAUUCUACCAUAAAGGCCUGAUUGGUGGAGUGGUGCAGAGUUGGUUGUCCUUCUGGAAGGUUCUUCCAUCUCUACAGAAGAACUCAGGAGCUCUGUCAGAGUGACCAUCGGGUUCUUGGUCACCUCCCUGACCAAGGCCCUUCUCCCCCGAUUGCUCAGUUUGGCUGGGUGGCCAGCUCUAGGAAGAGUCUUGGUGGUUCCAAACUUCUUCCAUUUAAGAAUGAUGGAGGCCACUGUGUUCUUGGGGAUACAUGGCUUGGUUUUUGCUCUGACAUGCACUGUCAACUGUGGGACCUUAUAUAGACAGGUGUGUGGCUUUCCAAAUCAUGUCCAAUCAGUUGAAUUUACCACAGGUGGACUCUAAUCAAGUAGUAGAACAUCUCAAGGAUGAUCAAUGGAAACAGGAUGCACCUGAGCUCAAUUUCGAGUCUCAUAGCAAAGGGUCUGAAUACUUAUGUAAAUAAGGUAUUUCUGUUUUUUUUGUCAUUUUGGGGUAUUGUGUGUAGAUUGAUGUUUAUUUAAUUUAUUUGAGAAUAAUGCUGUAACUUAACAAAAUGUGGAAAAAGUCAAAUGUUCUGAAUACUUUCCGAAUGCACUGUAUGUACCAAACCAGGAACUGGUUCGAAAUGGAACUAAUUUAGUUUUGUUGGUCUUUUCUUUCUUUCAGUCAUAGUCGAGCUGACGAGUGGAGUCCAGAUUACAGGCGGGGCCCUGUCUGAGGCCUAUGACAGCCUGCAGUUUCACCUGCACUGGGGCAACGGUACCUCAGUCCCUGGGUCGGAGCACACAGUGGAUGGAAUCCGCUACCCCAUGGAGGUAUGGGAAGGUUCAACACAACAUUGCAGCUUUCCGAUUCUCUACCUUUCUCCAGAAGUGUCCCUUCAUUCACUCCCCCUUUCAUGGAUUGAUGCAAGCAUGGCUGGAGGGAGUUUCCACCAUAUGCCAAACACUAGUCCAUUCCUUUUAAAUUCAUGAAAGGAAGUGUAUGCGUACACUUAGGGAGAAAGGUAGAGAAUCUGAAUGUAGCUCAUGUCACAUGGGGUGACACUUCUCAUACUGAUGCACAUCAGUGGCGGUUGGUGCCGUUUAAGAUGAGGGAUGACGAUUUUUAUUUUUAUGAGCAUGGCCUUAUUUCUAUUACAGCAUAUUGGAUGACUGUCAUUCAUAUUCAAUUCACCCAGCUCAUCGAUAGGUUUAGGCUACUACAUGAUACUCAAAUUUUCCCUAUACCCAUCAUGAGGUUGCUACAACCUAGCCUAUGAAUGAAAGUUUACAAUGUAGGUGCACAGGUCGAGAUACAAUUUUGAGUAAUCAAUGUGACAGACAGUGACACAUUCAAUACCGCCUUGCACACUCUUGCCUGCAUCUAGCUGAUCUAGGGUGUAAUCAUUAGUACAACAGUUACAAACGAGAGUUUCUAUUGGACAAAUUCAGGUAUGUUUAUCCCUGUUUCAAUCCGUUUGCUUACGUUUAAGAAGCGUUUUUCAACAGAAUCGGCGGAAUGAAUAAACCCCUGAUCACAUAUAAACACAGUUCACUUUCAUAGCAGCCACAUAAACAGCAUGACUCAUUUGCUCGUUGUAUAAUUCCUUCUCACAUCGACGCACUCUCCUCCUCUCACCUUCUCCAUUUGCUUGUGGACUUCAGUGGACAACACAUCAGCUGUCUGUAACCAGGCUAAAAAAAAAAAUCCAAGCCAAACCUUCAUAUCAUAACAGCUAACCGCUACACAUUUUUACAUUACAUUUUAGUCAUUUAGCAGACGCUCUUAUCCAGAGCGACUUACAGUUAGUGAAUACAUUUUUUUUUUUUUUUUAUACUGGCCCCCCGUGGGAAUCGAACCCACAACCCUGGCGUUGCAAACGCCAUUCUCUAUCAACUGAGCUACAUCCCUGCCGGCCAUUCCCUCCCCUACCCUGGACGACGCUGGGCCAAUUGUGCGCCGCCCAUGAGUCUCCCGGUCGUGGCCCGGCUGCGACAGAGCCUGGAUUCGAACCAGGAUCUCUAGUGGCACAGUUAGCACUGCGAUGCAGUGCCUUAGACCACUGCGCCACUCAGCCUAUAUCGUUGUCACCAUAGCUAACGUCAUAGUCAACAUAGCUACUAGAACUAAAGUGUUAGUAAACCUGCUACAAUCAUGCAGUACAGUGUACAGUCAGCAAGCAGUUGAGCAGUUACAAUAAAUUAAUAAAACCAAAAGCUUAACUUGACUUGGAAGAGUUCCAGUGUUGGAUAGCCAUAGCCAGAUAGCUAACAUAGCACCCCUCUCUGUUUGAGUAGGCUAAACUUGCUAGCUAGAUUAGCUAGCUAUGCAAGUGAAAGUGAAAAAAAUACAACAAAAUAUAGCUAGCUCUCUCUCUCUCUCUUUCUUCUCCUUCAUUUUUGUAAAAAUGUAUUUGUUCAAAGCUGUUCAACUAUUGUCUUUCUCUCCCUUUGAGUCAACUACUCACCACAUGUUAUGCACUGCAGUGCUAGCUAGCUGUAGCGUAUGCUUUCAGUACUAGAUUCAUUCUCUGAUCCUUUGAUUGGGUAGACAUCAUGUCAGAUUAUUCUGCAAGAGCUCUGAUAGGUUGGAGGAUAUCUUCCGGAAGUUGUCAUAAUUACUGUGUAAGUCGUUAGAAGGGGGUGAGAACCAUGAGCCUCCUAGGUUUUGCAUUGAAGUCAGAGGAGGAGGGAAACUAGCUGUCCUCUGGCUACACCAUGGUGCUACCAUAAAGAGUGCUGUUGAGGCUACUGUAGACCUUCAUUGCAAAACAGUGUGUUUUAAUCAAUUAUUUGGUGACGUGAAUAUACUGUAUUUUGUAUCGUUUUAUCUAAAAAGGAUAACUUUUUAAAUGUUUCACUAUUUUUAUUUUCAUGAAAUUCACUGAGGAGGAUGGUCCUCCCCUUCCUCCUCUGAGGAGCCUCCACUGAUGUACAUAUACCGUACUGCCAUGGAUCAAUGUCAUGUUCUUCGUUUAGGCUUAGUCCAGUCAGAAUGAUUUCCCCCCAGCCAAACUGCAGCCCCGCCACUUGGUUUACUAGAAAACUGACGAAUGGGGAAAUGUAACUACUCUCAAGUCUGACGGUUGUACUGAGCUUAUGAGGCAUGUAUAAGUCCUAUUGGUCAAUAAUCAGGGGGCAUAUAUAUCAUUAAUUGAAAUGACCCUUGAACAGCUGUAAAUAUGACAGAUUGUAGGCUACCUUUUUAAAUGUAUCAUUACAACGUUUUAAUUUUCCAAAGGAUUCAGAACUUUUUAGAUCAACUGUUAUGCUUCACCUUUCAGUUGCACAUAGUAAAUGCCAAGUCUUCGCACAACGGUAACACGACCACGGCCGUUACAGAUGGCACUGGACUCGCUGCUCUUGGCUUCUUCAUAGAGGUGAGUGGAUGCUUUAACCUUCCUAUAAAUGGCAUCCAUUUUUCCACAGUAGAUUGGAUAUUUCAAUGUUUUAUUGCAGUUUUUUAUUACUAGUCUGUAUUUUUUGCAACAGGCCAUUCCGGGCAAUGUGACUGGUUCACCAGCAGCCUGGAAAACUCUGACAUCCUACUUGGCCAACAUCACACUAAAAGGUGAGUGGAGAGAUUUGACUGGUUCUGAUUUGAUCAAGAACUACUUCCUCAAAAUAAAGUUUGGAAAAGGGAUUCUUUUUUCUCUAUGGAUUCAAAAUGAGAAAUGUUCUUGUUCCAUUUCAGUAGUAUAUGAUUUUAGUAUUUUUCUCUCUCUUCCUCAAGAUGAGUAUGUAAACAUUACUCAUGCUAUUUCAUUGGAUGAGCUCCUGGAAGGCGUGGACCGUACCAAAUACUACCGUUACCAUGGAUCCCUGACCACUCCAAAUUGCAACGAAGCCGUGGUAUGGACCGUGUUCAAGGACCCUAUCAAAGUCAGCCAGGACUUGGUGAGUUUGUGAAACAAUUUCACAAUAAACUGAACAACAUUUUUACCAACUAGAUAUUUUUAUAUAUACAGUACCAGUCAAAAGUUUGGACACACCUACUCAUUCCAGGGUUUUUCUUUAUUUUUACAGUUUUCUACAUUGUAGAAUAAUAGUGGAUACAUCAAAACUAUGAAAUAACACAUAUGAAAUCAUGUAGUAACCAAAAAAGUGUUAAACAAAUCAAAAUAUAUUUUAUGUUUGAGAUUCUUCAAAGUAGCCACCCUUACCUUGAUAACAGUUUUACACACUCUUGGCAUUCUCUCAACCAGCUUCAUGAGGAAUGCAUCAGUCUUGAAGGACUUCCCACAUGUGCUGAGCACUUGGCUCCUUUUCCUUCGCUAUGAGAUCCAACUCAUCUGAAACCAUCUAAAUUUGGUUGAUAUCGGGGAUUGUGGAGGCCAGGUCAUCUGAUGCAGCACUCCAUCACUCUCUUUAUUGGUCAAAUAGCCCUUACACAGCCUGGAGGUGUGUUGGGUCAUUGUCCUGUUGAAAACCAAAUGAUAGUCCCACUAAGCGCAAACCAGAUGGGAUGGCGUAUUGCUGCAGAAUGCUGUGGUAGCUAUGCUGGUUAAGUGUGCCUUGAAUUCUAAAUAAAUCACAGACAGUGUCACCAGCAAAGCACCCCCACACCGUCAAGCCUCCUCCUCCAUGCUUCAUGUUGGGACCCACACAUGAGGAGAUCAUCCGUUCACCUACUCUGCGUCUCACAAAAACAUGGCGUUUGGAACCAAAAAUGUCAAAUUUGGACUCAUCAGACCAAAGGACAGAUUUCCACCAGUCUAAUGUCCAUUGCUCGUGUUUCUUGGCCCAAGCAAGUCUCUUCUUCUUAUUGGUGUCCUUUAGUAGUGGUUUCUUUGCAGCAAUUCGACCAUUAAGGCCUGUUUCACACGGUCUCCUCUGAAUAGUUGAUGUUGAGAUGUGUCUGAGGUGUAGUUAACUCUAAUGAACUUAUCCUCUGCAGCAGAGGUAACUCUGGGUCUUCCUUUACAGUGGCGGUUCUCAUGAGAGCCAGUUUCAUCAUGGCGCUUGAUGAUUUGUGCGACUGCACUUGAAGAAACUUUCAAAGUUCUUGGAAUUUUCCGGAUUGACUGACCUUCAUGUCUUAAAGUAAUGAUGGACUGUCGUUUCUCUUUGCUUAUUUGAGCUGUUCUUGCCUUAAUAUGGACUUGGUCUUUUACCAAAUAGGGCUAUCUUCUGUACACCACCCCUACCUUGUCACAACACAACUGAUUGGCUCAAACGCAUUAAGAAGGAAAGAAAUUCCACAAAUUAACUUUUAACAAGGCACACCUGUUAAUUGAAAUGCAUUCCAGGUGACUACGUCAUGAAGCUGGUUGAGAGAAUGCCAAGAAUGUGUGAAGCUGUCAUCAAGGCAAAGGGUGGCUAGUUUGAAGAAUCUAAAAUCUAAAAUCAAUUUUUAUCUGUUUAACUCUUUUUGGGUUACUACAUGAGUCCAUAUGUGUUAUAUCAUCGUUUUGAUAUCUUCACUAUUAUUCUACAAUAUAGAAGAUUGUAAAAAUAAAGAAAAAUCCUGGAAUGAGUAGGUGUGUCCAAACUUUUGACUUGUUAUAGAUACACACACACAUAUAUAUAUAUAUAUAUAUAUAUAUAUAUAUAUAUAUAUAUAUAUGUAUAUGUAUGUGUGUGUGUGUGUGUUAUUAUCAAGUAAAAUAAAUAUAUGGACUCCAACAUGAAACUAUGGACUAUUUUCCUCAUCCAUAUCUGCUUUUGAAACAUAAAAGUACUGAUUCAGAAAUAUUACUCAACAUGGGCUUUGUAAGGGAUUACACAGGAAGGGUGAAAAUGUCAUCUCCACUGGGGUAGUACAACAAAAUAUAAUUUCUAUAGCUAGGUUUCCAUCCAAUUGGCGAUAGAUUUUCAUACGAAUAUUCUAAAAUCUGCAUUUAAACAAUAUGCAAAUUGUCCCAACAGAGAUGUGUUUCCAUCAAAUUGACUUGAUAAAGGCUUUGUGUGAUGACGUAGUGCACAUAAUAAUAACUUUUACGAUUUAAAUCCCAUGUACCGAAUAACAAAUAGAAGUUAAAUGGGUUUCCAUCGCUGAUGGUUUUGUCACAAUUUAAUUGCAUUAUGUAGCGAAUGUGCCCACUCUGAUAAUGGCACAUGCAUGGUUCGCAUAUACAGGGCGGGUAUAGCCUACAUGAUGAGAUUAUUAUGGACAAAAGAGACCGAUUAUUUUUAUUUGUCAAAUGGCAUCCAAGCAUCGAUCAUCAUGUCACCAGAAUAAGACCCUCAAUAUUUAUUGGAAAGCACCAUCAAGCUCAUCACCGUGCAUUUCAGAAAUGUGUCUUGUUUUAAUCCAACUUUUAACCAAAAUGCAAUGACAUGUAUCAAAGGUGUUUUUUUCUAUGUAUUUAUUUGGAGAGCAAUUUGCCUCAAAGUUGAGUUGAUUUCACUUUACUUGGCAGCUAAACAAAAAUUAGAUGAUGAACUGACGUCCAUGCCCAGUGAGUAAAGCCAUUGGGUCAGCCUGAUGUCACACUUAUGUCUGUGAUCCAAUAUGCAAUUAAUUAACCUUCUCCCCUCAGAUUGAUAUCUUCAGCACAACAGUGCGCAUUGAACACAACUCCACCUCUGACUUGAUGACUAACACCUUCAGAAACAUCCAGACUGUCAACGGCUGGGUGGUGACAACCCAGCCCAGCUCAACCACAGCCCUGCCAGUGUCGGGAGCCUCCACAACGAGCUCCUCUCUGGGCAUC